This is a messenger RNA of Dermacentor silvarum, 7390 nucleotides long. RefSeq names its product alpha-soluble NSF attachment protein (gene alphaSnap). Gene Ontology annotation, molecular function: syntaxin binding; soluble NSF attachment protein activity. The coding region runs from base 203 to 1081 and encodes 292 amino acids. The transcript is spliced from 10 exons. Gene Ontology annotation, cellular component: SNARE complex; vacuolar membrane. The record is from RefSeq and is a predicted model, not a curated record. Lineage: Eukaryota; Metazoa; Arthropoda; Arachnida; Ixodida; Ixodidae. Gene Ontology annotation, biological process: SNARE complex disassembly; intracellular protein transport.
GCGGUAGCGCACGCACACACACGCACAUACGAAGCGUUGAGUCAAGUCGAUACACACGGGAGUCUGGCUAUGCUGCAAAGACCUGCCGUGCUGUAAAAAAGAAAGCCCCUGCAACGGGAAGUUUUUCAGCCGGUGGCGUGUGUUCGGAGCCUUGUGUUUGCCUAAUCCCGAAACCGUCGUCGACGUAAGUGCUCCCAGAACGAUGGCGGACAACGAGCAAAAAGCCAUGCAGCUUGUCGCCGAUGCUGAGAAGAAAAUCAAGUCGGCCCAGGGCUUUCUCGGGUCGUUAUUUGGGAGUUCAUCUAAACUGGAAGAAGCAUGCGAAAUGUAUGCACGCGCCGCCAACAUGUUCAAGAUGGCCAAGAAAUGGAGUGCGGCCGGGAGUGCUUUCUGUGAAGCAGCCAACCUGCACCUGAAAAACGGCAGUCGACACGACGCGGCGACCUGCUUUGUGGAUGCUGGCACGUGCUACAAGAAGUCGGACCCGCAAGAGGCCGUCAACUGCCACCUGAAGGCUAUUGAAAUAUACACAGACAUGGGCCGCUUCACCAUAGCUGCAAAGCAUCACAUGACAAUAGCAGAGAUAUACGAGUCGGAAGUGGUCGACAUCGAGAAGGCCAUGUCCCACUACGAGCAGGCAGCUGACUACUUCAAGGGCGAGGAAUCUACAAGCUCUGCAAACAAGUGCAUGCUGAAUGUUGCCCGGUAUGCUGCCCAGCUGGAGCAGUAUGAGAAGGCGGUUGACAUUUAUGAACAGGUGGCAGCGUCGUCCCUAGACAACCAGCUGCUCAAGUACAGCGCCAAGGAAUACUUAUUCCGCGCUGCACUCUGCCAUUUGUGUGUCGACAUCCUCAACGCACAGCAUGCACUGAACAAGUAUGAACAGAUGUGCCCCUCAUUCAUUGAUUCAAGGGAAUACAAGCUAGUCAAGGCCUUGAUCGGCAAGCUGGAGGACCAGGACGUCGAAGGCUUCACGGACACCGUAAAGGAGUACGACUCCAUCUCUCGGCUGGACCAGUGGUACACGGUCAUCCUCCUCCGCAUCAAGAAGUCGUUGCAGGAGACGCCUGACCUACGCUAAAGAGAUUUCCUAUCCCGGUGGGACGAACGUAGAAGAAAAAAAAAAUAAGAAGUGGUGUCUGGAGACGCAUCUUUGUUGUCUGUUCCGUCUGCCCUGCUGUCCCACAUUUUUUUCCCCCCUUUUUGUUUGAAGCGUUAUGUUUUGAAGUUCGAGACCUGAAAAGUGAGGAACAGCAGCCAGGAUUGUUUGUGCAGCGCAAAGACUUGUUACUUGUCGUCUGCCUUUGGGUUUUAAUUCCUGGCGUGGGCAGACUGAAAAUAAAGGAACAUAACAGGCCGAAGGCUACAUUCGCAAGCUCAGAAAAAAGAAAAGCUGGCACUUUUGAUACCAUCGGUAGUUUGUAAGAUAAAGGAAAAAGCGAGAAUGUCGGGAUCAGUCAUGGCACCUGCCUAGUUUGGCAUAAUGAACGCCUCGUUUGGUUUUACAGCUUAAGCUCGAGCUGUGUGUCAUGAAACGCAUUGUUUGUUAAACACAUUGUCAGUCCACUCUUUCAGAUGGCGUGAGGGACAUAUAUGUAUGUACACAUGCACAUCAGAGCUUGUCCGAGAACAAGUUCUUUUGAGAUGUUACCUGUCGGGUCAGUCGCGCCAGAUCGGCCAUGGCAUCUGUCUGGUGGCACCUGUUUUGUCAACUGUGGCAGCUUAGCCAUAAAACUUGUGUUUGUGUGCUGGUGUGACUUGUGGGUUAACAUUUGUUCUAAACUGGAGUGUUCCAUAGACCAGACUGCACUUGCCCACAAAGUUCUUUUGAGUCAUCACCUGAUUGGGUUACAUCACAUCAGCACAAUUGUGGCGUCUGAUGUGUCACUUGUCGAGAUGUCUGUCGGGUCAUUCAUGCCAGCCUGUCCGAUUUGCUCUAAAUUGCAGUGUUCCUUUGGCCUGAGUGACCCUCCUAGGGAAGCGUGAACCUGCUCUUCAUUUUUGAGUCUUAGCAACUGUGUCUUGAUAUUCUCAUCAUGUUUGGCAUGCUGGGAUAGUUUAAUUUUUCCCAUGUUGGGAGAGAUCCAAACACUCGUGCAAUGUGCUGGAACCGCAGGCAUUUUGUUGCUUUCCAAGAUAAGCUAAGAUCUUCCCAAGUAAUUUUUUAUUUUUUUUUUCAUUGGAGUGGCUUUUUUAUUGGCAUCACUAUCGCAUCACUCAGAUCACAUGAGAUGUCUGGUUGGCAAGCAGCAAGCUCCGGAUAAUACCAAGCUUCAUUUUUUUUUAUUUGGUAGCUCAGUUGAUGUCAUUGGUGAGGGCUGCUUCAUUAUAUGGCUCAUGUGCUGUUGACAGAUUAAUCUCAGUUCAUUGUUUUCUCAUUUACAUUGUGUUUUUUUUCCUGCAAGUUUCUCAGCACUUCCGAUGCCAACGCUAAUUAAAGGUCCUAGAUUUAGAAUGGCAACGACGAAGCAAGUGAUAAUAAAGAGAUAUGCAUCUUGUUGAACAUUUGCGUUGCAGUUAUAUCAUGUACCAUUUCUGUCAAUCAGAACAAAAAUGGACCUUUUAUUGUAUAUCUCGCUGCAGAAGAGUUAUUUCUCUUUCGCAUGUGUAAAGUGGUAGUAAUAAUAUUUAUGGAAGCAGUGCAUUGUGAUCUGUGUUUUUUUUUUUUUUUCUCUCGUAGAUAUCAGUAAAACUUUCAGUUUGAGCCUAAUCUGGGCAAGCCAGGAAUUGGGGCUCACAGAGCAAAGAUUCUCAGUGGGCAUGCCAAGGUUAGGUCGGUUGUGUGGGGUGGCUUGGAGGCGUACUUAAAGCUGCAGCUAGACCGUAGGGUUGCAUUUCGAAAACCUUACUUCGUGUUAACGCUUGUUGCCACCCCAUAGUUUGAAGGAUCCCUUCCCAGUCACGACUUGUGCUGCUUCUUUUGAAUGUUGUCGUUCUGUUCUGCGCUUUUAAAGCGUGGACAGCAACGCUAGAAGAAGACAUUCCCACUAAAAAAAAAAAGAGCCAGUGUGUCUGCCUUGCUUCCAAUUAAGCCUACUGCUCUGAAUGUGUGCGUCUUGUAUAUUCAAAUUCUGACACAUCAUUUGCGACGCACGUAGUAGACAUCUACUGCCUAUUGGUGUCUAGCCAGUUCCCGUUUUCGCAUUUUACAACUGAGUGCCCAUUAAUUUGUCUCAAUCAAACUCCACGGCUCCGUGCUGGUGCUAUAAUGUCAUCGUCCAUUGUGGAGACUGGAAUCUGAAACUUGCAUUGCGUUUCAUGUUGUUGACCUGCUGUGAAGAUGGGGUUAAUGCAUAACUAGGAUGGCUAGCUGAAAGCCGGCAGAUAGCCUUUCAAAACAUGCCUGAAUAAGUGGCGCGGCGUGCAAAUACCCGAAGAUGAGUGGGGAGGCUUAAGCGAUUCAAUUAAAAUUUUGUUGCCUUGUGCCUGAUCGACCUGUACAAAACACUGGCGAAGAGUCGAGACAUCAUCAUUUAGUUUGCCACUUCGUGUUCAUUGCAAUAAGUGAUGAUGCUGGAAGCUCUUGGAGAGCUUUCAACAUCUUGGCGAUAAAAAAAGUACUUAAAAAGUCUCCUUCCAGUCCAAUCAUGAAGGCAAGGAUAUAUACUAGCUUAACACGUCUCGGAAAAGAGAUAAAAGUUCGAACAAGAUUUAAGUCCAUAAAAGCAACAAUCGGCUAUAACUCAGUAGUUGGGAUAUACAGAUGCCCGAGUCUGUUUACGACAAAUGAAGCUGGCCAUCCUGGUGUGGUAACGUUUGAGUGAUGUUGGAACAGGACAGCAAUCAGCUGACCACUUUGACAUUUGUUGCUACUGCUGCACACGUCAGAUGUUAGGGUUAGCAUUGAACAUCGAACCAAAACUAUUGUAUGUUUGUGUGUCACUCCACACGAGACAAAAUGUCUGCCAUGGCAUAGCGUGGGCUCUUACUAAGGAUGUACAAUUGGGCUCAAAAGUUCAUGGGACAGGGGCUCCACGACAAAUAUGUUCUUGCUCUGUCAAGUUGGCACGGCACUUUUAUUUUAGUGGAUCACAUUAGGCUGUGUAGGUCGCAAAGGCAAAUUGAAAUUUGUGAAUUCAAGGCUCUGUGCCGAGGCUUCGUGAAUAUUGUGCCCCAUAAACUGCUGUGGCGGACUGUACUUCUGCGUGUGUAUUUUUUGUACAUAGCUGACGACACAUUUUGAUUGCACACAGUUGCAUCGCGAGUGAGUUACACGGCAUGGCAAUUUUUCUCGCUCGCGUAAUGUUGCUUAGACAAAGCUUUUCACAUGUGACUUUAGGGUUAGCUGCUCUGUUAUACAGACACUGAGGCCUGCACCACAAGCAAAUAGUCUAUAUAAAACAAUACCAUGAUGUUUCUAGAAAGCCUCGCAUAAAUUUUAUGAGACCUUUGAGUCUCGUCUUGCAGAGUGUCUUGCCAAGUCUGCGUCUGACAUGUUUGGGCUUGACUUGGCAUCUGAAUCGUGUCACAGCUGCUUUGGUCACCCAAUUUUUCAUGUUCCUACAGAGCUAUAGACUUGGAUACAGUGUAUCACUUUUAUUAUUAUUUUUUUUAGUUUCUGUGAAGAUUAACAGAGGGUAGUGUGGUGCCGAAAUAGUUUCCUCGCAUGAGAGUCAUGCGUAGUGCAUAGAUUUUUCCUGACUUUGCUGUGGGCUCUGUUGAGAAUAGUUUGUUGGGUCUUCUCACUUUUCUUUGACAUCCAGCUUCGCUGUCUGUUUUUACAAGCUUUCUUACUGUGGUGAAAUGUUCAGCACUGCUGAACAUUUCAUCAUAAAAUUCUCAGAGUGAUAAAUGAUGGUAAGUUAAUAUUUCUCUUCAAAUUUCGGCAAUAUUUAAAUAGUAACUCGCCGUGUGGAGACCGUUUUUGAUACUGUAGGGGAAUCUCCGAAAAUAGUCUAAUAAAACAGUACUUCCAGGCUAAAUAACAAUUGUCAUUUAAAGUAACGGGGGGGUGGGGGUCGCUUCCAAAUUGAAGUUGAAUGCGAAAUUGCAGUUAAAGUAACAUGUUAAGAGGGAAGCUUCAGUGGAGUGCCGGUGCUUUGACAAGAUGACUUAUAUUCGUUUUGUUCAAGCCAAGUUUAAGAACAUCACUUGUCUUUAGUCAGGUGAAUACAAAACUUGUUAUUCUUGUAAAAACAGUGGUAUCAGAUUGAUGCUUUGUUUUUCUAUGGUUUCCUUUAACUGACUGCUAACAAACUUGUAAUCAUCGAAGACAUUUUGAGCCAACUGAUUGAAAGACUAAGAAUGCCAGGCCUAGAUGUUACUCGAUUGUUCAUUGAGCAUUGCGUGUCGCUGCAGGGGCUAGCAUCAGAUUGUCCUUUGUUUAUGCUUGUGUGAAACUGUGUACUUUUUGCAUGUGAAACUUAGCGUGCAAUAUAUUACUGCGGGUUAUCCCCAGCCUAGAGAAAAAGUGUUUAGCAUAUCCGGAAACAAAAGCAUUAGAAGGUCGCCCAUUAGUCAACAGCAUGCUACAUGCAUAUAUUGCACAGUGUUCUCGAGAGUGUUAAAAUAUUGGGCUUUGCAUGUUGCAGUUCAGCCUUAUUGUUUCAGGUUCCAAGGUGUAAAUAAUGUAAAAAAAAAAAGCUAUAUAUGCACAUGCUAUCAUUGCUGUCCUUGUACUACUACUCAUCGUGUCAUAGCAUUCCCCUUCCCAAAGUGUUUUAUCGCCUUGUCUAUUGCCUCAUAAGAGCUUUGUCAUGCUUUUCCCAUCUUCAGUGCAGACCUAUUUUCUGUGCUGAUAGCAGGUCCGUAGACCUCUGAAAUGAGUGAAUGUCUGGUUUGGGCACGCAGUUGCUGCAUUAACACUGAUAUUCAAUACCGACGUGGAGUUUCAUGCAAUUACUACUAGAGGCCAGUGUGGCCACAACAAAAGACCCCAUGCAAAAUUUUGCAGGGCCCUCCCAGUGAAUGUAAGGAAUUGCCCGCACCAAGAUGGCCGACCUCACACACGCAGAACUGUCGUGGCUCGAGGGCUGUGUGCUGCAGCUUGAAAAAGGGGAACCUGGCGGGAAUGGCGGCCGUGAAACAUAUUGGCAAACUGUGCAACUACAAGACAGUGGACAAGAAGUGUCGAUAGCACAUACACUGCUUAGGAUUAGGUCAUGUCAGUCAACUAGUUGUAACCGUACUCCAUGUCUCUCAGAGUCCCUACAGGCGCAAAUUAUAUCAUGGACUGUCUGUAAAUGCGUCAAAUUGACACCACUUUAUUCCAAGGCGCUCAACACUCCAUUGCACGAAAGACAACAUGGAAGGAUGUUGCUUCGUGCAUUUUCUAGUGAGUCUUCACAAUUGGAAUGUGGUUAAAUAUCUAUUUAUUGUGUAGUCAGUCAUGUUGCAUUUUUCGCAUAAAAUGAAUUGAAUCACAGGCUUGAAGUACGUGCACAAUUUAAUUUUUAGCUGCACACAUAUUGAAAAAAUAAUUAUUCUUACUACAUCACUGCCAGAACAUGGCACGAUACGUGAUGUGCAGCACACCGAGUUAAAUGGAGGCACAAUGAGUUGAGGGGGUUCAAUUCACCCAAAGCUCCGUUGCUUUUUUUUUUCUUUUUUUGUCACCAUUCGAGAUAAGAGGGCAAUAAGUUGCACUCAGAAGUGUGGACACCGUGCCUGAAUGGGCUAUGCUGUGAAAAGAAAGCUGUGGUUUGCACCAACCAACCAGAAAUGAGCACCAGAAGGGCUCCUCCAUUGUCCCACCUCUGAUUGCCAUCUGUGCAACGUCGACUAAAUGAAGGUCGUCAUGGAAGGAUUAGUAGAGCGCAUUGGGCAAGCCCUUUUCUGGACCAUGGAGUGGCCCUUGUUAUUGAUUGGCUGAUACAAGGCCGAGCCUUCACUGCGCUGUGUGAAGUUUGUAAGACGGAGUAUAGUUCGCUAGUUUGACUCUUAAGCUUUUCUGGGUGGAUUCAGACCCUGCGAUCCCGAGCCCGAUUUGUGCUUUUUUUUUUGUGUAGGACAAAUCAGAGUUGCUGGGAUGGUGGAAUUUUAAGGUUGAACCACCAAGCUGGGAGCUUGUUCAACACGAGAUUAGCUUUUGGGUAGGUUGAAGAAUGAAACUUAACAGUUUCGUUAAUGCUAACAUUGUUAGUGUCGGAUUCUCAUCUGGUAGUUUUUGCAUGAAACUCCUGUGUCCGUUGGAGUCCGUAGCCAAUGAUCACAAGUGGGUGCGGGCUCCAUGAGUCAAUGGGAUUCCGCCCCCCCUGUUCCAUUCAAGCUUGGUUGUAUCCUUAGGCCUCUGUGUGCGAGAAUGAUGUCCGCGAUUCUUGCUCUUCAGAAACUUUCAGAUCUGCUUGUUGGGGCCGACUUGACACUGUUCAACAGAGCACGUCUGUCGGCCGUGUGGAGUCUUGGCUUUGGGCAUAUAUUGAUAUCUAUUAAAGGAUGUUAUCUCAGUGAA